Sitodiplosis mosellana (orange wheat blossom midge) is the source of this 2286-nucleotide messenger RNA. RefSeq names its product basic helix-loop-helix neural transcription factor TAP (gene tap). The transcript has a single exon. Gene Ontology annotation, molecular function: protein dimerization activity. The record is from RefSeq and is a predicted model, not a curated record. Bases 389 to 1510 code for a protein of 373 amino acids. Lineage: Eukaryota; Metazoa; Arthropoda; Insecta; Diptera; Cecidomyiidae.
CAACCCUCCCAGAAUAGAUAGGCUGUCCCACGGAAUCGACUAACGAUUCACAGUCAAACAAACACACAUACGUACGCUCGCUCACUCAACAUUCAUCCUUCGGAAUCGGGACGAUCAACGAAAACGAACCAUUUUAACGUAGUGAACAAUGUCGAUUUCAAAGCAUGUUUUGCUCUUUGAUCGGCAAUUUUUCUUAGUUUUGUGCUUGAACUUUUGAAAGAAAUGACAUUGAUUUUAGUGUUUGUGUUGCCGUUAAAAUUGUGAACAUUUUGUUUCUCGCCUUUUUAAAACUGUGCUUUCGACGAAAUUCAACAACGUGCUUGACGAAACAAGGAGAUAAAAGUGAAAAAGAAAAGGAAACCGUGUAAAAACAGAAAAAAUUGUGAAAAUGUCAUCGUGUUACAGCGGAUUUUCCUCGUCUUUGGACGAUUUUGAGUGCUCAUCAACGGAUAGUGGAUUCGAGAAGAGCUAUGAGAGUAUUUCCGGAAUAAGUGCACACAAUCUGAGCUACAAUCAGCUCAACAUCACUGGCAAUUCUGAAAGCGAUCACAUGCCUGCCGUUUUGAAUCCACUGAUUACACAUACCGCUUUGGAUGAAUUCACACCAAAUCUGGGGAUGCAAACAUCAACACCGCUCAAAGCGAAGAACAAUCAAGCCAAUAGCAACAAUAACAGUAGUAAAAACAAUGCAAACCAUAACAAUGGCAUCAUUCGGCCGAAGCGAAAAUAUGCGGUCGGAAAAAAUCGAAUGACCCGAUCGCGAAGUCCAUCACAAGUGAUGCGCAUCAAACGAACCCGUCGCAUCAAAGCAAAUGAUCGCGAACGCAACCGAAUGCAUACGCUAAAUGAAGCUCUGGAGAAACUGCGCUGCGCUCUUCCGACUUUCCCCGAAGACACAAAACUGACGAAAAUUGAAACGCUACGAUUUGCGCACAACUACAUUUUUGCAAUGGAACAAGUGCUACAAAAUGACCAAGAAAUCAAUUUGGAUUUGGAGAAAUUGCAAAGCAUCACGCUCAGCGGCGAACCGUUUACCAAAGAACUGUUUGACGCAAUGUUUGUGCAUCCGAACACGUGUCAAAUGAAUGGAUUCUCAUCGUGUGACUUCUAUAGCAGCAUGCAACAGUAUCACACAAUCCAGCAGCAGCAACAACAGCCAGCCAACUAUACAAAUGACCCGUCGUUUUCCAAGCAAAAUUACGAAAUCUUCCGCGGUGCAUUUGAAACGGCCAUAAAUCAGGGUCCAAACUAUCAACCGACAUCGGUCAAUCCACAACAGCCAUCGAACUUUGGACCAACCUGCGAUAAUUUCAAUAAUAACAACAACAACAACAAUAAUCACCAGCAUCAAAUCGGAAUGAUAAAUAUUCAAAGUCGUCGGUUGCCACCACAGCAUCGAAUACCAAACGGCAGCAUCCAUCAAAACAGCAGCUUUUAUACGCACACACCACCAUGGAAGGAUUAUACCGAGCAAAUGACGAACACAUUCGCACAAUAUCAGACUUUAUAGCGAAUUAAGUAUAGUUUAUUAAUUCUAUAGCACUGUCAUCAUGUUGAAAGAACCCGACACAAAAAUACUCCAAUUGGAUCGAUGAGAAAACGGAGAAAAGGUUUGUCGCUAACAUUUUGACUGAAGAAACUCUUUUGUUUGAGGGUUUUUUUUUCUCUUCACAAUUGAAUGCAUUGGUUAAGAGUGUUUCACUUUGACGACAUUCACAAUUGGAAUGUUCGACUCUUCUGACGCAACUUAAACACUCUGCACCGAAUCCAUUCAAACUUUGUUUUAGCUAUUAGCAUUUUCACCGUUUGAAUGUUUUCUUAUUUGCAUUUUUGUUUUCAUUUUCAUCAUUUUGGAAAAUAAAAAAGUACAAAAGAACCGGAAAAAUUCGGCGAAAUAUGAAUGCAAAUGGGAACACCAUUCUUAAAUACGCACAGAAAUGUUUUCUUGAAGAGAAAACGAAUUUCUGUCUCUAAAGAAAGCGAAGACCAAUUGAUCCAAAAUUUAGGACGGCUCUAGUCACACAUUGCAACAGUUGAACAAAUGAAAUUACCAAAAACAGAAUUCUUCUAUGUAAAGUUUAUGGCUAGUUUUUUCUCUUUCGAAUAUUCAAAGGCAAUAUUUAUUGUAAUGGUUCGAUUUGUAAUGCUUUAAUUUUUCGAUUUUUUGUUCUGUGAAUGAAUCUCACAUCAUUUUCUACGGGUAUCGUUUUCAUUUUCAAUUUUUCUUUCUCUUCGGUUCAAUAGUUUCCUUUGAAUAUCUUCUCAUUCGCUCCAUUCGAAUUUUUU